Akanthomyces muscarius is the source of this 1311-nucleotide messenger RNA. RefSeq lists its product as uncharacterized. The coding region runs from base 1 to 1311 and encodes 436 amino acids. Gene Ontology annotation, cellular component: Golgi apparatus. The transcript is spliced from 3 exons. The record is from RefSeq and is a predicted model, not a curated record. Lineage: Eukaryota; Fungi; Ascomycota; Sordariomycetes; Hypocreales; Cordycipitaceae.
AUGGUGGCUACCAGGCUCGAGUCCCGCAAGUCUCUGCUCGGCGCCGAUCCAGGCUUCGCUGAGCAGAGCAUGCAGUACCAUGAAAACUACUCGCCCAACCAGAACUAUCCCGACGCCUACACACAAGACUAUCCCAACGGGCCCUACGCACAGCCUUCGCUCGCCCAGCCCACCUACGCCGAAAACUCCAACAUGGUGGACCACGACUUCCAGCAGGGAUACGCCGCACGCGAAGGCCUGACGUCGAGCCACGCCGUUAGCACCCACCGCGACAACUUUGGCUUUCUUAAGCGCAAAUGGCCCGCUGCCUUCAUGGCCGUGACGGGACUCCAGGCCAUCAUCUGCCUUGGGUUUGAAGCUUACGUCUUUGGCAAAUUCCAGCUGAGUCUCGGCGCCCAUGUUGACGAACCCCGCGUCCAGUCGCAAUACCUCACCAUUCCGACCUUUCUCACUCUCUUCAUCUUUGGUUUCCUCUACGAGCUGGUCAUCGUCUGGGAUGCUCUACGCAUGAAAAACACCAUUCAAGUCAUUGGCGUCUGCAUCGCCAACCUAGCCCUUCUCGUCUACACCGCCAUCCAAGUCGACCAGAUUCAGAUGGCUGUUACCGUCCUCGGCGACAAGAAUGCUCUCGCGCCCGGCAUCACCUCGCAUGAGCUCUGGGGCGACAUCAAGGCCUUUCUCGUUGCCAUCCCCGCCAUCAUUGCUCUUGCCACCAUCUGCAUGGCUUUUUGCGCCUGGAAGCUGUAUCAGGAAUUUGCCUGGGAUAUCCUCAAGAACAUUGGCGCAGAUUACCGCAUGAAGAAGCGCUUCCUCCACUACCAAAUUUACAUUGCUCUCCUCAAAUUCGAUUUCUUCUUCUUCCUCGGCUUCAUCAUUCAGUUCGUCGUCGUUGUCGCCAAAAAGUCCGAUCCCGAAUUCGCCGUCACCGUCGCCUCCAUUCCCGUCACGAUUGCUAUUCUUCUCGCCGCCGCCUUCUUCACCAAGAAGGAAAACAAGGCUGGCAUGGCCGUUACCCUGGUCUUCUACAUUGGAGGGCUUGUGUACUUUGUUUUCAAGCUCGUUCGCAUCUAUCAACCUGGCUACAAGGAUCUCUACACGGCCGUUCGAAAAUCCUUGACGGCCUUUGCCGUCAUCACCAUUCUCCUGAUCAUCCUGACCAUUGCCAACGGCAUCAUUUGCAUGCGCAACUUUGGCGCGGGCCUCAAGCCCCAUCUGCAGUCCAGCAAAAAGGUCGAGGAGAGCCCUGACGCCAUGUCUUUUAGUCUAAACGACGUUAAGGCCACUGUCCCCAGCCGAAUGACCAUUGACUAG